AUGCCCGAAAAAGUGCUUAAUUUAUUCGACGAAAUGACAAUUGAAGCUAACAAGUACACUCUUGCUGUUUUAUUUAAUGUCUGUGCUGAACUUGCCAACGAUCGAGCAAUAAAACUAGGGAAAAAGCUUCUUGAUAAAAUGCCUGAAAAUCUUCGAAAUGAUAAUAUUGUAUUAACUUCAGCAAUACAUAUGUUAAUGAAAUUUGGUGAUAUUCAAAAUGCUGAAAAUCUUUUUCAAUCAAUUAAAAAAAAAGAUAUUAUUACUUAUGGUGUUUUGAUGAAAGGAUAUGUUGCAAACCAAAUGUCAGAAAAGGCUCUGGAUUUCUUUGAACAAAUCAAUUUCGAAUUAGAUAAAAUUACUUACAUUAUUGUUUUUAAUGCCUGUGCUGAACUUGCUAAUAAUCGAGCAAUUAAAAUAGGAAAAACACUUUUGAAUAAAAUUCCUCAAUAUUUUCGAAAUGAUAAUAUUGUAUUAACUUCGGCAACACAUAUGCUAAUGAAAUUUGGUGAUAUUCAAAGUGCUCAAAAGCUUUUUCAAUCAAUUCAAAAAAAAGAUAUUAUUAGUUAUGGUGCUUUGAUGAAAGGAUAUGUCGAAAAUCAAAUGUUUGAAAAAGCUUUAGAUUUGAUUGAACAAAUUAAAUUAAAUUUAAAUAAUGUUGUUUAUACAAUUGCUUUUAAUGCCUGUGCUGAACUUGCUAAUGAUCGAGCAAUGAAAAUAGGGAAAAAACUUCUUGAUGAAUUGCCUCAAAAUCUUCGAAAUGAUAAUGUUAUAUUAACUUCAGCAAUGCAUAUGUUAAUAAAAUUUGGUGAUAUUCAAAAUGCUGAAAAUCUUUUUCAAUCAAUUGAGAAUAAAAAUAUUAUUACUUAUGGUACUAUGAUGAAAGGAUAUGUUGAGAAUCAAAUGUCAGAAAAAGCUUUGGAUUUAUUUGAACAAAUUGAAUUAGAUUUAAAUAAUUUUGCUUAUACUAUUGUUUUUAAUGCCUGUGCUGGUCUUGCUAAUGAUCGAGCAAUUAAAAUAGGAAAAACACUUUUGAAUAAAAUUCCUCAAAAUUUUCAAAAUGAUAAUGUUAUAUGGAAUUCAGUAAUACAUAUGUUAAUGAAGUUUGGUGAUAUUCAAAGUGCCGAAAAUGUUUUUCAAUCAAUUCAAAGAAAAGAUAUUAUUACUUAUGGUGCUUUGAUGAAAGGAUAUGUCGAGAAUCAAAUGUCUGAAAAAGCUUUAGAUUUAUUUGAACAAAUUGAAUUAAAUUUAAAUAAUGUUGCUUAUACUAUUGUUUUUAAAGCCUGUGCUGAACUUGCUAAUGAUCGAGCAAUGAAAAUAGGAAAAACACUUUUGAAUAAAAUUCCUCAAAAUUUUCGAAAUGAUAAUAUUGUAUUAACUUCAGCAAUGCAUAUGUUAAUGAAAUUUGGUGAUAUUAAAAAUGCUGAAAAUGUUUUUCAAUCAAUUCAAAAAAAAGAUAUUAUUACUUAUGGUGCUUUGAUGAAAGGAUAUGUUGAGAAUCAAAUGUCAGAAAAGGCUUUGGAUUUAUUUGAACAAAUCAAUCUCGAAUUAGAUAAAGUUACUUACACUAUUGUUUUUAAUGCCUGUGCUGAACUUGCUAAUAAUCGAGCAAUUAAAAUAGGAAAAAGACUUCUUGAUAAAAUGCCUGAAAAUUUUCGAAAUGAUAAUGUUAUAUUAGCUUCAGCAAUACAUAUGUUAAUGAAAUUUGGUGAUAUUCAAAGUGCUGAAAAUCUUUUUCAAUCAAUAAAAAAGAAAGACACUAACAUAUUUGGUGCUUUAAUGAAUGGUUACAAUAUGAAUGGUUUAUCAAAGAAAUGUUUUAAGAUCUUAGAAGAAAUGCUUGAAGAAAAUAUUUCCCCCAAUGAGAUCAUAUGGAGUAUAGUUAUCGGUGCAAAUUCACAAUUUCGUUUGCUUUCUCGUGGUCAAUAUAUUAUUGAUCGAAUUCCUCCUGAAAUUCAGAAUAAAAAACCAAUACAAAAUUCGUUAAUUCGUAUGUGGGGUAAAUGUGGUUCAAUUGAAAAAGCACAAAAUGUAUUUGAAUCAGUUGUUGAUCAUGAUACAAUGACAUAUACUGCAAUGAUUAAUGCAUUCGGUCUUAAUGGAAUGGGUUUUGAAGCUAUUCAAUUAUAUAGAAAAAUGCCGAAUAAUCUACAUAAUGAAAUUUCACAUAUUUGUGUUUUAAAUGCAUGUUCUCAUUCGGGUCUUGUUCAAGAAGCUUGGAGUCUUUUUAAUGAUAUUCCUUUAAAAACAGAGAAAAUUUAUACUACUAUGGUUGAUUGUUUAAGUCGUUUAUUUCUAUUUGAUGAAGCACAAAAUUUAAUAAAUGAAUAUGAAAAAACAAAUAAACCAAGUUUAGUCAUGUAUACAUCGUUAUUAUCCGGUGCACGGAAUAAUCGAAAUCGCAAUUUAUCUGGGAACAUAUAUAAUCGAAUGAAAUUUUUGUUUCCUAAUGAAAAGCAAGAUCUUGUGUCAGGAGUAAUUCUUGUUUCAAAUAUAUAUUCGUCGAUGGGAGAACAUGAACUAGCAAAAACUUUUCGAUAUAAUCAAAUAAAAGAAUUAGGAGCGAAGGUCAAACUAGGAUUAACAUGGACGGAAGAAUUCACAGCUCAUGAUCAUUCUCAUCCAAAAUCAUCAAAAAUUUUUUCUGAACUUGAACGUUUAACAUCCGAAGCGAUUGUACAUGGUUAUGAGUGUGAUCCUUCAUGGGUAACUCGUCAAUUAAAAGAAGGAGAAACAAAUUUAUCUGUUCUAUGUGGUCACAGUGAAAGAAUCGCAAUUGCUUAUAAUUUCGUUGAAGAACCAGAUACAAAAUUUAUUCAAGUAACUAAAAAUCUUCGUGUAUGUGGUGAUUGUCACCAACUGACAAAAAUAAUAGCAAAAAUUCGACAAUGUCAUAUUAUUGUUAAUGAUGCUAACCGCAUACAUCAUUUUAAUCCAAAUGGACAAUGUUCGUGCCAAGAUCAUUUUUGA
Rotaria sp. Silwood1 is the source of this 2967-nucleotide messenger RNA. Lineage: Eukaryota; Metazoa; Rotifera; Eurotatoria; Philodinida; Philodinidae. The record is from the annotation of a GenBank genome assembly.